This is a messenger RNA of Marchantia polymorpha subsp. ruderalis, 1991 nucleotides long. The record is from the annotation of a GenBank genome assembly. NCBI's taxonomy places the organism in Eukaryota, Viridiplantae, Streptophyta, Marchantiopsida, Marchantiales, Marchantiaceae.
AGAGAGAGAGCGAGAGCGAGAGCAGAGCGAGAAGUGUGCCGAGCGUCCACGAGGCCAUUGGACGGGAGCUGGGGCGAAACAUGGGCGACGACUGCCGCAGCCUGUCGUCAAUCCUCGUUAGACCUCGCGGGCUCUCUCGCGUCUGCUGCCUUUAUAAGUAGGUCGCAGCGAUCCGUUCAUGGAAUCAGUCGCACUUUCGCACAACCCGCUGCGGUAUAUAUAAAACUCUGAGCAUCCAUCGACCCCACACUCUUCGUCCUCACCCACAUUCUCUCGCACAGGCGCAGCAGCAGGCACAGCAGACACACGCGCUCUCACGAUCGUCUCCUUCGAGCGAGGGAGAGAGAGAGAGUAAGAGAGAGAGAGCUGAGGCGUUGGGAGUGGGAGGAUUAGAUUUUCUCCACUGUAGUUGUUGUUGUUGCGGCCGCAGCCAGGGCAGAGGACAGUGCAAGGAUUCGCAAUGGCGGCCGGACGAACCUCCAUGCUGGCUGUCAUGCUCAUCGCAGGGCUCCUGCAGAGCGCCUCCGCUGCCACUUACACUGUGGGAGGCGCUCAGGGCUGGACAUUCGCCGCCUCGCCCACAUUCUACGACGAGUGGGCUCAGCAGCAGACAUUCGUCGUCGGCGACGAGCUUCUGUUCCCGUACCUCGACGGCACGCACGAUGUGAUGGAAGUGAGCCAAGCUGAUGUGACGAGCUGCAGCAUUGCCACCCCGAUCCAGCACUGGACUCAGGCCAAUGCCGUCGUCACGCUCACCACCGCCGGGUACCAUGGCUACAUCUGCAGCCUGCCCGGCCACUGCACCGGCAACAUGAAGAUGAACCUGCAGGUGACAGCCGCGCCCACCGUUGCCCCCGUCGUUGCCCCCGUCGCCUCCCCACCCGGCGUGCCUCCCACCGUCGCUCCCGUCGUCGCCCCCGUGUUGGCCCCCGUCGCCGUUCCCGGCGCUGCCCCGACUCUUGCCCCCGUCGUUGCCCCGGUGUUGGCCCCCGUCGCUGUCCCCGGCUCUGCCCCAGUCCUUGCCCCCGUCGUUGCCCCGGUGUUGGCCCCCGUCGCUGUCCCCGGCUCUGCCCCAGUCCUUGCCCCCGUCGUUGCCCCCGUCGCCUCUCCCCCCGGCGUUCCCCCCACCGUUGCCCCCGUCGUGGCCCCGGUCGUGGCUCCCGUCGUGGCGCCUGUCGUUGCCCCCGUUCCCAUGACCCCCGAGGUGUCACCCACCAUGGCUCCCCCAGCCCCCUUCUUCCCCGUCGCCGACGAGCCCAGCGAGCCACCAGCUGAUUCUCCCUCAAGCGCCUUCGGUCUCCAAAUCAGUGCAGCUGCGAUCGUGACCCUGGCAGCCGCUGUUGCUCUCGUCAUGUAAAUCUAAACUGGUUCUUCUCGUUGACCUGCUUGAUCUCUGGUGAGUGUCCGAAGAAAUUCUUACUUCGGUUUGACAGUCAGUGUGCAAGACUGUCGUGUAGGGGGGAAGCUGUGGUCUUUCUUUUGUGUGUAAAUGGGCCAGGUGUAGAGAGACACGAGAGUGAGAGGAGGGGAUUGGCCGCUGGAUAUGAGCUCGGUUCCUCUCUUGCAGCUGUUUGAUCAGGCAGGUCUUGAUAGAAAUUCUUUGGAAGCGUUUGUAGACAAUCUUGUAGUGAUUAGCAAGUGCGCUGCUAUUACCUCUAGAUGGUUCGUAGAAGAGACAUACAGACUAUUAUUUGAGUACACCUUACCCAGUGUAUUUCAACCAAUUCUUUUGUGAGUGUUGCACGCUUGCACAUCGUCAGUAGCCUUUUUUGUCGAUGUGAAGCUGGCCAUCACAGCAGCAGCUAUACUCAAACCAACCAUGAUUGUUAGGUUAGUGCCUCUUCAGUGUAAAAUUUAGUUAUGUUACGUGAUGCUCCGCCGGAUGGUUUCGUUCAUCCUGGACCUGGAGAGAAGUAGGCACGGUUCAUGGAGUUGUUGUGGAGCUCUUAGUCCGAGAUUAUGUUUUUAAUAAAUAAUGUGGUUACAUGUCA